Molecule: messenger RNA, 4666 nt
Organism: Aphanomyces astaci
Lineage: Eukaryota; Oomycota; Saprolegniomycetes; Saprolegniales; Verrucalvaceae
Exons: 12
Coding region: 38-3649 (1203 amino acids)
Biological process (GO): regulation of GTPase activity
Molecular function (GO): protein binding
Source: RefSeq, a predicted model, not a curated record
UAAAAAUACGCCUGUGCGAUCCCUGCGCACGUUAUCGAUGCGGGAACUUGGGUCGUAUGGAUGUUCGGUCAGCACCAUCUUCGAUGUAGCUCCCGACUUAUGGGCAUGCGCGUAUGAUGAAGCCGCAAACAAGAAAUGGGUAAUAGGGCCGAAGGGGGUCGCAAAAGUCCUCCUUCUCCCUGCUUUGGCAUUGGCCCAGCUCCAAGACGACGAAACUUCGACGACCAAGCCCACCGCGGGUCGCUUUCACACGGUACCGACGGCCGACAACACGUACGAUGUGGCACUGGGCUAUUCCAAUGGCGAUGUGUGUGUCUACAACCGAGCUGGUUACGAACUGUUUGCGCUGCAAUGUCACCGCGGCGCUGUGGCCCGGCUCGAGUGGAACUUCCAUUCCGCCAAACCAAGCUGUCGCGAGUUGUACGUGCUCUUUGCGGACAUGACGCUGGUGGUGAUCGAGUGGGAGCUGGCGGACCCCACGUCGCCAAGGCGAUACUGGCGAAAAUACAGUCUAAACGGCCAACGUGAUAUCAUCGGCAUCCUUCCCUGUGCCGUCACCCGCGCAGCCUCGCUCUUCCAGUCGCAACCACGGGCUGGCCUCCAAUCGUUUGUCGCUGUAGGGUGCGACCCCGUCGUGGGAUUCUACCACGCAGGUCAUGAAGGCACGUCCUUGUUCCGCAUUGCACACUUGGCCAGUGCCGUGGCUACGCGUGCCGCCGGCGCCGUUUGGUCUCUGGCGAAGAACUGGGGGUGGCCUCAAGAUAGGGACAACGACACAGUCGACGCCGUUCCGUCCGACUUGGGGAUCCAUGUGGCUUUGGGACUGCCCGACAGUCAUCGCCGCCGCGCGCGGGACCUCAACGUGUCUCCAAAUGGAAAACUGGCGCUCGUGCCAGACACAUUGGGUCGCAUUCUGUUGAUCGAUACCACGUCAAUGCUGCUCAUUCGUCUGUGGAAAGGGUACCGCGACGCGCAAUGCGGAUGGAUGACACACAACGACGGGCUAUAUAUGGUGUUUUAUUCGGGGAGACGCGGCCUUGUCGAAAUGUGGCGGGCUCGCCAUGGUCCAAGGGUGCUCUGCCUUCCGCUAGGAGCCCAUGCCAAGCUAAAGUUGUAUACAUGUAUGGCAGCCGAGUUUGCCACGUGCGUGGUGGUGUGGGAGCAAUCAAGCGGCGAGAGUGCGUUGUACCAAGUGGAGCUAGACAGUUGCAGCCUCACGACGGAAGUGCAGUACUUGUCCAAGGCCAAGGGCGAACACGAGUCGUUUGUCGUGCAUCAGUUGGUGGACGGGCUCGGGAAAUGCUUGAUCAGGCCAGCGUUGACGACCGCUCUGCUCGAUCAAAUGAAAGGGCUGACUACGAUCGAAGGCGUCGAGACUGUUUUGGACGCGCUGCACGAGCCAAAGAUGGGACCGCUCCCGGCGUCCUUCCACCGAGACGCGCUCAAGAUUUUGCUCGAGGUGGCCACGAACGCAAGGAAUUGGGGGAAAACCCAAGCGGACUUUGCCGACUUGGUCUUUCUGUUCAAUUUGGAAUACAAGACAAGGCUCGUGCGCGGGUUUGUGGACCUACAGCAGGAAGUCACGACCACUCCAUUCGCCGCCACCGCCGCUGCCUUGUUCGACGACGACAUCGACUCGCUAUUGACCCGCAUGACCAAAUGGCGAAGCGUGUAUUCGUUUUGCACGACCCAAACAACGUCGUCGCCUUUGAAUUGUCUGCAAUUCAUCGAUUGCUUUGCGUUCCCGUGGUCAGAGCCCAUGAGUCCGGAAGUCGAGUUGUCGUUGGGGCUGCUUUUGCACAAGACUCACCGCAACAACGUGCUGACAUUUGACGAGUGCGUUCGGCAGCUGUACGCCAUGCUCAAGUCACCCGUGCUACGAAGUGCCACGGACGCUACCACGCAUGCAGCGUUCGUAUCGUUUCUCUUUGCCCCUCUCCACGGAGCCGUGUUUGCAGUGCAGCAUGUGCAAGAGAUCCACCAAACUCUCCUGCUGGACCAAGACACGCUCCAGUACACGUCGCAGUUUUUGGAGUGGUAUUUCGCACUCCCGGAAGACAUGUUGCUUGGAAUGACCGCGACGAACGCCAGCUCGUGCCUGCAACGGUGGCUGCAGCCGUGGCUUCUCUCGUGCUCGUUUCCUCACUCGAUAGACGAAGCGUCGUUCACACUACCCGCGCUGUCCCCAAGUCUGCAGGCCGUGUACGACCGUUGUCGAAGCACACCGCUGCUUCUCCAUGCAUUUGUACUGUGUGAGCACGUCGCAUAUGGACUGGCGCAUCACGCAAAUGCAUUGCAAGACAGCACGCUGGGCCAAGUGAGUGCCAUGGGCGCGGGGCUGCGGUGGCGCGUGCUGCAGCAAUGUCUGAGCCAAUGCCUGUACUUUUCUUGUCUGCUCAAAGUACCUGGCAAAUUGACCGUGAACGCGAUCGAAGCGUCGGACGAGCUCAUGAAAUUCGUGGCGAUUGUGCAUCUGAAUACUCCCAAGGACAGCAGCACGGGCGACCCAGAGAUUCCCUAUGACGCACACGACAGCUGGAUUCAAACGUGGACGUAUUCAUCCAAAUCUCACGCUGUCAAGUCUGUCUUGACGUCGUUCCGCCAACUCGACCAUCCCGACUCAAUCGCGGCGUUCCGUGCAUUGAUGCUGUGCAUGGCGUGGAACAACGACCGAUCGCGCAUGUCGUUGUUGGGUCUUGCGAUCCAAGAAGUCGACCGUCUGGAUGGCGGCGAUGCCCCGCUCAAGACGGCGCUGAUUGUGUUGCUAUGGGACACGUACGUUCGAGAGCAAGUGGCUUCGAUCAUGGACUUCUGGCUCCAAGCGAGCACGGGCGCUCGGUCGAGUAAAGGGCUGGAUCCGUCGAUUGCUGGCGAAUUUCUCCAUCUGGCCCAGCAGUUGCUCCAAGUGCUCUCCGAAUCGAUUAAAUUUGCCGUCAACACAACGCGGUUGGCGCCGCCAACAGACCGCCAUGCCGACGACGACGACAGCGUCGACCCCUCCGCGAGAUUUAGCCCGGACGAAGCACUCGACCUUGACCAGUUGCUGGCUCCAGUUGUCUGGACGGGCACUCCAAACGAUGUGCUGAAUCUGUACAGCAAGCAGUGGCCGUCGUCACCCCUUCAUUCGGCACUGAUGCAACAACUGACACGUCCUGGCUCGCCUCCCACGCAAGAAUCGGUGGACCAACACCAUCAGCUCGUGUCUGUCUUGAUCGCGUUCACCAGCUACCCCGCGGCGGUCGUUCCGCUGCCGUCGUUGUUUGACCUGACAUCGCUUUGCAAAUCGCCGAGUUUCAAUGAGGCUGCAGUGUUGCCGGCGAACAACGUUCGGUUCCAGGUGCGAUCCAUGUAUUCGGAUCGAAGGAUUGAUGUGCGUGCGUGCAUAUCUAGUUUACGAUGGACCUCCUCCGUCACGACAUUAGCCUGGGCAUGUCGGUGGCGUCAUCGCUGCGUCUACAGCUCGACCAGAUCAAGCAAGCCCACGCUGUGUGGCUGUACCAAGGCGGACAGGACGCCCUGGCCGAAGAAGUGCUCGACAAAGUUGUUGUCGACGCCACCGUGGUCACCCUCCUGGCCCGCGUGGCGAGGUCCCGCCUUGGCCUCGUGCUCUGUCGCAUGCAAUCUCGGUCCGAGUUUGCUGUCCUCAUGAGUCAACUUCCGGCCGACACGUGUUCGUGGAUUCGGUCGUCCGCCCCACCAUUGCGACCAGAUCCCCAAGUUGGUAUUCGAGACGCGGCGCCGUCCCUCACGGCCACGAAUGCGUUGUUGCACCAGUGCGUCCAGUGGAUGCCACCGGCCAGUCCCGAGCACGCGCGAUGUUUGGCGAUGAUUGGGAUCGUCCAGCUGCUUUUGAGCCAACUCAAGAAGUCAACCAACCUGGCAAGUCGAAAGCAAAACGCUUGAACGAUCUCUUGUGCUGUACUAGGUAGUACGUAGUACAUAGGAGUAAGGCGCGGUAGCUACGAGAUGUCGAGUACGUGACUCUUGUUUGUGUUGGGACGACGACUAGUACUAGGAAGGAAGGAAGGAAGGGGUUGUUGCAAACCACCCCCCGUGUUGUUGUCUAUUAUUAAUGAAUGUAAAACGUUUCGUGUUGCAAUUCGUCGUCGUUGACACGCCACGACAAGUCGAUGUCCAAGAAGCGCGGGUUUUUCCAGUUGCGCUGGACGCCCCACGUGCCGCGGAUGACGCUGCCGACAGCGACCGCGAACGGGUGCUUGACAUGGAAGAACACCUGCUGCCAAUGCGUGGGGGUGGCCUCAGCGCCCGUGGAGAACCACAGCGGGUUGGUCAAUUUGUCCUCAAAGCCAACGUCAAAGCUGCUUAGAAACCCAAAGCACGUGUCCGCCCGGGUGAUGUGGAGCUCGAACGGCGUGGUAAAGUCGAGUGCAGCCACGUCGACACUGGGAAUGUCGAUCGUGUUGAGCAGCGCGCGGGUCGAGAGGACGUCCGAGGCCGGCACGACUUCGACGAACCCGUCCUUGGUCUCGACGCGAUCGCGAACCGCUUGCAUGUUGUACCCGUACACGUCGUCCCAGAACGCUAGGCGCGCCGUCGAGUCGGUCACGGCUUGCUACACUCGCCCAACAACACACAAUGUUAAGCUAGUAGUCUAGUCGAUAGUACCGAGUAACGGACAACAUCAACGCGAAGCAGUUCAUACCAA